AUGCCUGGAGUGCCAAGGGAGUAUCUGGGGCUCAUGAGAGAUGCCAUCAAGGACUCAAGCAAUUCGCCAUCGGGCCAAAGACCGUUAAAGCGCAGAAGAAGAAAUAGACAGAACAUUCCUGGUCAAAUGGGUAAUGAUGAUGUAAAUGGAAACUCAGAAUCACAAGGAAGCUCAUUAUCUGAACCGAUCACCAUAGACGAUUCAACACCAGAGGUUAAAGAAGAGGGUCAGAGUCAGGUAACACCGAAAGCCAGUAGCAAUGCUAGUCCCAACCCUCAAUCAUUUAUAGAUCUAUCAGAUAUAGACAAAACACCUGAAGUUGCUAAAAUUAUCACAUUAGAAGAAUCACAGGAGAGAGAUACACCUGAUUCCAACUUGGAAAUAACGGUUGAUGAUGAUGGUGAUAAUGACGAUGACGACGAUGAGGAUGAUGAUGAUGAGGAUGAUUUUGAUGACUUUGAAGAUGUUGAUCUCGAGAAUGUUAAACCAAGGGCAAGUUCAAACAUCACAGGAGAUAUCAACAUCAAUGUUAAUCAUAAAAAGGAUGAGCUUCAAGGUAAAAAGAAGAAGAAGGGGAAAUCAAAGAAUGUUAUCAGUAGAGAAGAAAGAUUAUUUAGGAAAGAUUAUCAUCGCAAUCAUAUCGCAAUCAUGGCAAUACAUGGAUUUAUAAGGAAUAAAUGGUGUAAUAACAGUACAAUUCAUGCUUAUAUCACAAAAUUAAUAACCUCCAAAAUAUAUGAUGAAUUACAUCCUUCAAAAGAAAUUGAAAUGCCUCAAAUAAGGACAAGAAGAUUUUUAGACGGUCUACGGCAUCUAUUAGAUAAAUGGUCUAAAUAUUAUAAAGUUACAUCAAAUAAAGGUAUAAUAAAACAUGACUGGUAUGACUGGUAUGGUUAUGAUAAAAGUAAAACACCAUUUGAAAGAUUUGCUAAAUGCAUUGCUAAAGGAAGAGGCAGUAGAGAUAUAGGUGCCCAAGGGUUUGUUGCUUUACUAAGAGCUGCUGGUGUUCCAUCACGUUUAGUAUUUUCAUUACAACCACCAGAUGUUACAUGUAUGGCAAUUAAGACCAAACCUGAAUUUGGAAACAAUGAACAAACCACAUCAAAAGCACCUAAGAGUGCAACUGAAAAAUUAUUGGAGUUGAGAAAGGGGAAAAUAAGUGAAUCUGUUGACAAACCUGUUAAAAAUAUAGAUAUAGAAUUGGAUUAUCCUAUAUUUUGGGCAGAAGCUUGGGAUUCAGCAUCUAAAAUAUGGAUAACUAUUGAUCCUGUAAUUUUCAAAAUUAUUGAAAAUAUCAAAUAUAGAAGUAAACUUGAACCACCAUUUAGUUAUCCUCAUAAUAAUCUUACUUAUGUUAUUGGUUAUGAUAGAAAAGGUGGAGUCAGAGAUAUUACUAAACGUUAUGCAGAGAAAUAUUAUGCUAAAACUAGAAAGAAACGUAUAACUAAAGAUGAAAAGGAAGAGAUUUGGUAUGAAGAUUUUCUGCAGACAUUAUCUACAAGAAGUGCUAAUAGAGCUGAUGAAUAUGAAGAUGAAUAUUUCAAUAAAAAGGCAAUAAGUGAAGGUAUGCCUGAUAAUAUUCAAGAUUUCAAAAAUCAUCCUUUUUAUGUAUUAGAGGGACAUUUAAGAUCAAAUGAAAUUUUACAUCCAAAGGAACACUGUGGUAUGAUUAGAACAAAGGGUAAAAAUUCAUCAUUAAAAGUUUAUAAAAGAGAAAAUGUUCAAACUUUAAGAACUCCAAGAGCUUGGUAUCAAAAAGGUCGAGUUUUGAAAACAGGUGAAAGACCAAUGAUGGUUAAACAGAAAACUGCUUUACAAAUGAAAGAUGAUGAUGAUGAUCCAGAGGAAAGAUUAUAUGCAAUUUUCCAAACAAGUAUAUAUAUUCCACCUCCAGUUCAAAAUGGUGAAAUUACUAAGAAUGCUUAUGGUAAUAUUGAUGUUUAUGUUGAUUCAAUGAUCCCUGAAGGUGGUGUAUUAAUUCAAAAACCAUUUGCAACAGAUGCUGCUAAAAUGGUUGGUAUUGAUUUUGCUCCUGCUGUUGUAGGUUUCAAAUUUGAAAGAAGAGGUGCAACACCAAAAAUUGAUGGGAUUCUCGUUGCAGAAGAAUUUAAAGAAGCUGUUGAAGUUGUUAGUGAACAACUCAAAGUUGAAGCUGUGGAGAAACAAAGAAUUGAUUUAGAAAUUAGAGCUUUGAAAGGUUGGGGUUUAUUAUUGGCUAAAUUAAGAAUUAAACAUAGAUUAAAUACUCAACAUGGUAAAAUUGAUGAAGAUGAAGAUGUGAAUGGAAAUAGUGAAGAUGAAUUCGCCAGAUUAGAGAAAGAAUAUGAAAAUUAUUUGGAAAAUGAUAGUAGUGAUGAUGAUGAUGAUGGAAAUGGAAGUGAAGAAGGAGAAGAACAAAAAAAUCAUUAUGAACCUGGUGGAUUUAUUGUGGAAGCUGGUCAAGGUGGAUUUGAAGCACCAGGUGGAUUCAUUCCUGAUGAAGGUGGUUUUGAUAAAGGUGAUGAAUAUGAAGAAUCUCAUGGAGGUGGAGGUUUCAUACAAGAUGAAGAUGAAGGAUAUAACUCAUAUGAUGAACAAAGAAACGUUUCUAAUAGAAGUCACAGUGAAGUGCAAGAUUCAGAUGGUGGAUUUUUGAUUGAUGAUGACGAUCCAACUAACUCCAAAUCUAAAUUUGAUGAAGAUGAUGAUGAACCUUAUUAUGGAGAAGGUGGAUUUAUUGUCGAGAAUGAACAACCUGAAAAUGAAGAACACAAAGAGGUUACUAAUGAAGAACCAAGUAAUCAAGUUGUUGAAAAUGAUGAAAAUGAUGAAGAUAUAGAUGAAUUUGAAGCUUUCUUCGAUCAAUUACAAAAUGGUGAAGAGGAUGAUGAUCAUGAAAGUGAUGAAAAUGAAAAACCUGAUGAAGAAAAUGAACAAGUUUUUGGAAAUGAAAAAGAUGAUAAUGAAAAAGAUGAAAUCUAUAAUGUCAAAGAAUCAGAAAACGGUAAUCAAAACGAACCUUUGCAGGAAUCAGUUAAUGAACCAGCUGAAAAUUUUGCUGAUGGAUUAAUAAUUGAAGAAUCCAAUACACCAAUCCAGGAUGCAAAGAAUGAUGUACUUGAAAAUAAUGCUACUAAACCUGAAAAAUUUUCAUAUGAACCUAAUAUUAUAAAUGACUCAAUCAUACAAGAGUCAUCAGAACAAUCAAUACCUGAUCCAAUACCAGAAGAAGAAGAAUUUGAAAAUGAAUUAGACAAGGAAUUUAAUGAACAAUUAAGAAAAGAACAAGAAUUAUCAAAAUUGAAAACUUCACAAGAAUCAAAUAGCUCAAAGAAUAUUGAUGAAGAUAAUGUUGAAGACUUUGAAUUUGAUUACGAUUCUGACUAA
Molecule: messenger RNA, 3366 nt
Organism: Hansenula ciferrii
Lineage: Eukaryota; Fungi; Ascomycota; Saccharomycetes; Phaffomycetales; Wickerhamomycetaceae
Gene: RAD4
Product: Rad4p
Exons: 1
Coding region: 1-3366 (1121 amino acids)
Biological process (GO): nucleotide-excision repair; mismatch repair
Cellular component (GO): nucleotide-excision repair factor 2 complex; XPC complex; nucleus
Molecular function (GO): single-stranded DNA binding; damaged DNA binding
Source: RefSeq, a predicted model, not a curated record